Molecule: messenger RNA, 1819 nt
Organism: Larimichthys crocea (large yellow croaker)
Lineage: Eukaryota; Metazoa; Chordata; Actinopteri; Sciaenidae
Gene: lin9
Product: lin-9 DREAM MuvB core complex component
Exons: 15
Coding region: 64-1707 (547 amino acids)
Biological process (GO): DNA-templated transcription; reproductive process; regulation of transcription by RNA polymerase II
Cellular component (GO): nucleoplasm; transcription repressor complex
Molecular function (GO): DNA binding
Source: RefSeq, a predicted model, not a curated record
CAGCGUCCCGACCCAGAAUGCAUUUUGACAAGGUCUUUGAAAAAGCGGCGCGGCUAAUUCAAGAUGGCGGAGAUGGACCAGCUGUUAGACGAGAGCUCUUCAGCAGAGGCACUUGUCAGUCUAAAAGAGGGGAGUCUGUCCAACACUCUGAAUGAGAAGAACAGCUUCCCAAGAGCCCACAACACAAGGGGACGACAUUCCUCCCUCACAAUGGACACGCCCACACGGAGCUCAAAGAGGAGUCGUUUAUUUCGGGACGAGGAUGAGACGCCCCAGCAGCGCAUCCCUUCCAGAUCUCCUCGGAGGAGCCAAAGGGUCACUACCACACCACAGAAAUUUUCGAACGUGGUCACACCGGACAAGAAGGCAUCCCAGAAAAUAGGGCUGAGAUUAAGAAACCUCCUUAAGCUACCCAAAGCCCACAAAUGGUGCAUCUAUGAAUGGUUCUAUUCAAAUAUUGACAGGCCUCUCUUUGAGGGUGAUAAUGAAUUCUGCCUGUGUCUCAAGGAGUCUUUCCCCAAUCUGAAAACAAGAAAGUUGACAAGGGUUGAGUGGGGAACAAUCAGAAGACUGAUGGGGAAACCUCGGCGGUGCUCGUCAGCAUUCUUUGCUGAGGAGCGGACAGCACUGAGACAGAAGAGGCAGAAGAUGCGCCUGCUGCAGCAAAGAAAGCUGUCUGACGUGUCAAACUGCAAAGACCUUCCAGAUGAAAUCCCCCUGCCACUCAUCAUAGGAACCAAAGUCACUGCUCGACUCCGAGGCGUCCAUGAUGGGUUGUUCACAGGGCAGAUUGAUGCAGUGGACACCAGCGCUGCCACCUAUCGCGUCACCUUUGACCGUAGUGGCCUGGGAACGCACACUGUGCCUGACUAUGAAGUCCUGAGCAAUGAGCCCAACGAGACCAUGCCUAUUUCAGCGUUUGCCCAGAAGCAUCGCACAGCGCGCUACAUGCAGAACCUCAUGACACCGCCUCGAGGGCCUUACCCGUCCGCUACCACUCCUGUCCUCAUGGACAAUGACCCUCUUAUCAACCAAUCACCAUGGAGGAACAAACUGCCCGGUGCUGAGGGAGAUACUCUGGGAGGAUUUCCUGUCAAAUUCCUUGUACAAGUGACAAGGCUGUCCAAGAUCCUCAUGAUCAAGAAAGAUCACAUCAAGCACUUGAAAGAAAUGAACACAGAGGCAGAGAAACUGAAGUCAUACUCGAUGCCCAUUGACUUAGACUUCCAGAAGCGAUAUGCUACCACAGUGCUUGAGCUCGAACGGCUCAAUAAAGAUCUCAACAAGGUGCUUCAUGAGGUUCAGCAGUUCUGCUGUGAGCUUGCUCCAGAUCAGGGCAUGGUUCCAGCUGACCAUCCCACAGAGCUGCGGCGACGUUGUGAAGAAGAGGCCCAGCAGAUGGUGCAGCUGAGCAGCUCAACAAAGGACGGACAGCAGAGUGUGACCAACCCCGGCCUCACACACCUCAUCUCCCGCCUCACAGCUCUGCUGCUACAGAUCAAGUGUCUGGCAGAUGGCGGAGACCUGAAUUCAUUUGAGUUUAAAUCUCUAACAGACUCCCUUAAUGACAUCAAGGCAUCGAUUGAUCCCUCCAACCUCAGUUGCUUCCAGAAUAAUGUCGAGAUCCACGUGGCACACAUCCAGAGUGGCCUUAGUCAGCUGGGCAACCUUCAUGCAUUUGCUGCCAACAACACCAACGCAGUUUGAGUACCUGCGUCACGCACAGCACACACAGGUGCACACACACAGGGAGGUGUGGGCCUUUAUCGUCUUUUGAGAUGGUGCUUUCAUCUGAACUGUUAAAAGACUAUAAACAAAA